AUGCGACCGGCUCUUCUUCGACUCCUGAAGAGGCCGUCUGCCAUCUCGGUUCUCGACUCCCUCGCAGCAACACCGACCGGAAUCGAGCAGUUGGAGUCAAGAUACGCGCGCCUACGAUGUCAAUCUCGAUGUGCUCAUCAAGAGGCACUGGACGAUAACGUGGGAAAUGACUCUGCAGUGCAGGGAGUCGAAACUCGACAGCAGACCGUAGGCGAGAGGCGGCCCUUCAAUUUUCCUAUCUAUGAGAUCGAACCCUCGGAGCCAGAUCGACGUCCAAUCUCCUCGACCCUUACGAACCAAACGAGCGAGAAUCCCGAUUCGAAAUACGCGAUUAAGUCAUUACGCCUACAUCCGGAGAGACUGGAAUUUGAGUCGGACGUUGGCCACUGCGAUGAUAUUGGGACACGCCUGGUCGACCGUGCGGAGAACAAAGAUGAUUUUGAGCUUUGGGAGGAACUUUUGAAGUAUCGCCAGCGACAUUAUGGUGACAAGGGAACACAAGAUAUCUGGGAAGGACUGACAGUCCGUCUCCGCGGAGUCUGGCUACCGGUAAAUGGAGAACGGGCCGACUUCUUCUGGCAGAGCUUCGUAAAACUGGGGUUAAGACGAGAUCUUUUCCUCAUUGAUGUGAUGAAAUAUGCGAUGGAUUUACACAGACGAGAAGGCAAAUCUUGGCCACGGCUCUACGAAAGUGUCGUGGGUGGCCUUCUCAACCGGGGUUUGACGAAGCGAGCUUUACGAUGGAACAAAAAUUUUCAAGCAUCCGGCCUGGCCUCCCCGGACGAUGUCCUGCAAGUUCUCCUACCAAUUAUUCGUCCGACAUCGCUUGUGGAAAGUGCGCGCGACUGGUAUCAUGUGAAGGCUGUCAGACCUUCCUUGCUUCUGCGGACCUUUCGACUUUUGUGUCGCUCGGCCGAAGGCCACCAGAUUUAUGGGCGGGUUAUGUCGACAUUGAUUGACCAAGGCUACGGCGAGGGCGCAAUCUCAAUACACCCGUUUUUGGUCGCGCGCAAUGAUCACCCAAAAUCGCGCAACGAAAUACAACCGUUGUUGGAUUAUGCCCGAAUGUACGGGUUCUGGGACGAAAACCAAAAACUCCAGGACUAUGCCAAAAAACAGUUCGAGUCCAAACCCACAGAUCCGUCCGGUGACAUUUCCGAGAGGACCAAGGAGCAUGCGCCCGAUGGGACGCCUUUCAAAGAUGAUAUUGGAGCUCGAUUGCUCGCCACUCGCGCCCUAAACUUUGACAUGGUGCUCGGUGGUCUGAAGAUGCUUGGCGUAUCAGCAAUCGGCCCACGGAGCUUACGUGAGUUAGCCAUCAGAGCGCAUGGGAGCCAGGAUAUCCUGGAGAAAAUCAAGACACUCCGGCAGGCCGGCAUCUCCAUUGGAGAUUCUAUCUUUGCUCGAUUGGUCCAAAGAUUGGCAUCACAAAAUCGCGACAUCCUCCUUUCCGACCUGCUAAUGAGUGACCAGCACCCUGAUGUGCUCGAAGACAAGGCCAUGCAGGAAUCACUGCUCAUCUCCUACUACAUUGCUCGUGAUAUGCAGCAGUACAACAUGGCACUUACGGUACUUGCAGAGCUGCACCCAGAAGACCCAGACCUGUUGGAUAUCCAUUUCCGCAAGCACAUAACUGCCAACGAUCUGGGAGCGGCGUCCAAGAUUGUCGACGAGCUGACGCUGCGCGGGAAGCCUCUCAGUGAGGACAGCCUGGAUUUCAUGGCCGAGAAGGUUUUAACGCCUCGCCGACCUAAUCAUCGCCCAAACUCACCGCCCGGGCAGCCACUGGACACCAAGCGUGAAGUCAUGUUCAUCUUCCGGGCUCUGCAGCGCUCCGUUCCGUUGGGUGGUUAUGUCAAUCCAUUCUUCUGGAAGGAGAUGCUCAAACGCCUCGGCAUGGAAGGUCAUUGGGCCGAGCUUCGAGAAUGUUGCUUAUGGCUGGCUCGUCAAUAUGGGACCCGAAACAGUGAUUUCUGGGGAACUACGCCCGCUGGAACACCAAAGGGACAGGAUGACCGGAUGCUGAAGCUCAUUUUUAGCCCGCCAAUGCAAACCGCGCUCGUGGCUUGGGGGUUCAAGUCGCAAGUGACUAGCGCAACUGCAGUCAAGGCCAUCUGUUUCCAUCCCACUACCAAUGAACCUCUCAUUCCAUGGGUUCGUGGACUUCUCCUUCUACGAGAACUGGAACAAGCCGGUCUCGUCCUCCAGAAGCGUGUCAUCAUCGAGGCCACUCGGCAGCGCCUGGCCACUUUGUUUGGUCGAUUCAGUCUUUCUCAUUCUCGCUUGAACCGGGUGCUGCGACGACAGAAUCCGUACCGGUGGCAGCGCGUGGUGGGAGAUAUCUUACGUGCGUGGGGUGAUCCGUCUUUCUUCGGUGGAUUGGAGAAAAUCGAGCCAACCAAAUUGAUGAAUCCCGGUCGAACCCCGUCCUCGCUGCGACGUUCCGCUCAGACGGUUUGGCCGAGGAAACGGAGUCGAUGA
This is a messenger RNA of Penicillium brasilianum, 2481 nucleotides long. The record is from the annotation of a GenBank genome assembly. Lineage: Eukaryota; Fungi; Ascomycota; Eurotiomycetes; Eurotiales; Aspergillaceae.